GUGGCUGUGCGUGGCUGUGCGUGAUGACGCCGCGGCGCUUCCGCUCGUCUCUGGCGGCCAUGAUGCAGGAGGGGCUGGACGACGGACCCGACUUCCUCAGCGAAGAAGACCGAGGGCCUCGUGCCGUCAGCGUGGACCUUCAGACUGAUGCGACUCUUCAGGUCGACAUUUCAGACGCUCUGAGUGAAAGAGACAAGGUCAAGUUCACCGUCCACACCAAGAGCACGUUGCCAAACUUUAAGCAGAAUGAGUUUUCUGUUGUGCGGCAGCACGAAGAAUUUAUCUGGCUCCACGACUCUUUUGUGGAGAAUGAAGAGUACGCAGGAUAUAUCAUCCCCCCGGCUCCUCCUCGGCCGGACUUUGACGCCUCCAGAGAAAAACUGCAGAAACUCGGAGAAGGUGAAGGAUCCAUGACCAAAGAAGAAUUCACCAAGAUGAAGCAGGAGCUGGAGGCGGAGUACCUGGCGAUCUUUAAGAAGACGGUGGCGAUGCACGAGGUGUUUCUGUGCAGAGUGGCCGCUCACCCCGUCCUCAGGAAAGACCUCAACUUCCACGUGUUCCUGGAGUAUGGACAGGACUUGAGCGUUCGGGGUCUCUGUCUCUUCAUAGAACAAAAGGAGAAGUUGGAGGAUUUCUUUAAGAACGUGGUGAAGUCUGCGGACGGCGUGCUGGUGGCGGGAGUCAAGGACGUGGACGAUUUCUUCGAGCACGAGAAAACUUUCCUGCUGGAAUAUCACACCAGAGUGAAGGACGCGUCUGCCAAAUCCGACCGCAUGAUCCGCUCGCACAAAAACGCUGCAGACGACAUCAACAGAAUCGCCUCCACACUUUACACACUGGGAACACAGGACGGAACAGAACUGUGCAAGUUUUUCCUCAAAGUUUCGGAGCUGUUUGAGAAAACCAGGAAAAUCGAGGCUCGUGUUGCGGCGGACGAGGAUUUGAAACUGGCCGAUCUGCUCAAGUAUUAUCUGAGAGAAUCACAGGCUGCCAAGGACCUGUUGUACAGGAGGAGCCGCGCUCUGGUCGAUUAUGAAAAUGCAAAUAAAUCUCUGGACAAAGCUCGAGCAAAGAACAGAGACGUUCUCCAGGCCGAGACGAGUCAACAGAUCUGCUGCCACAAGUUUGAGAAGAUCUCCGACAGCGCCAAGCAAGAGUUGAUUGAUUUUAAAACUCGUCGAGUUGCUGCGUUCAGGAAAAACCUGGUGGAACUGGCAGAACUGGAGCUGAAACACGCCAAGGGGAACCUUCAGCUGCUCCAGAGCUGUUUGGGAGUUUUAAAAGGAAACACUUAAAACCAACGUCACUGAACUCUACAAGACACAAGUCCAACCAGAACCAGGACCAGGACCAGAACCAGGACCAGGACCAGGACCGGGACCAGACCACAGAACCCCAGACCCCAAAUCAGAACCAGACUAGAACCAGGACCAGACCCCAGACCUGCUUUAACCCCUGAUUACACUAAACACCAGACCUGGACUUGGACCUGGACUUGGACCUGGACUUGGACCUGGACUUGGACCUGAACUUGGACCUGAACUUGGACCUGAACUUGGACCUGAGUUUGACUUCAGAGCCGCGUCAGACCCACCACAGUCCAGGUCAGUCUGUGUCCAGGAGACUUCAUGAAGGAACCAGGUCUGAACCAGGUCUGAACCAGGUCUGAACCAGGUCUGAACCAGGUCUGAAGGUCUUGGUUGGUUGAUUUUGAUCCUGGUCCUGGUCCUGGUUCUGGGGUCUGGGUUGUGGGUUGUGUUGUUGGACUUUGCGUCGUGUGUAAAAUAAUCCACAGGAGCUCGACUCUUUUACACUUUAUUAUUUUUCUUGUUUUGACUUUUCUGUAAAUUUUACAUAAAAACUUUAAAAUAUUAAAACACUUUGAAUUUAGAA
This is a messenger RNA of Boleophthalmus pectinirostris (great blue-spotted mudskipper), 1893 nucleotides long. It is a transcript of the gene snx6, whose product is annotated as sorting nexin 6. Gene Ontology annotation, cellular component: endosome. The transcript has 14 exons. NCBI's taxonomy places the organism in Eukaryota, Metazoa, Chordata, Actinopteri, Gobiiformes, Gobiidae. The record is from RefSeq and is a predicted model, not a curated record. Bases 24 to 1295 code for a protein of 423 amino acids. Gene Ontology annotation, molecular function: phosphatidylinositol binding.